GAGAGCGAUCUUAAGGCCAGACCAGGCCUCAUUCCCUCAUAUUGCCUCUGACAUAUCUUUCCAACCGGAAAUUCCCGCCACUCCCAAGAAGCUUCCACCGCACGGUCGUUGCCUACAGAUGCCACUUCUUCCACUACACCAUUCAACUGAUAUGGCACCCCGCCAGUAAAAAUGGAAGCUGCCAGAAGAUUGCUCAAACGCAGGGAGCCUCUCUCCGAUCUCACCAACACCGACUCUCGCGCCCUCCCUUCUUCCCUCUCGUCUUCCUCCACCACCUCUGUCGUCGAGCCCUCCAAACCCCUCCCGCCUUCUCCCUUCAAUAACCCUGCUGUCAGCCAGCGCAAGUUCGGUUCCCGCACCCGUUCCUCCAAUAAUUCCACGAAUCGCCGUGAUGCUUCUUCAAACCCUAGCCAUCUUUCUCCUGCUGUUUCUACGCAUUCUCGGCUGCUAAAUUCCUCCUUGCUUCCUGGCAGCCAUGAUCGUGAUGUUUUGGAGCCUAUCUCAGUAGUCUACAGUCGAAGACAUACAUCAGAAAAAGGGAAAGGGAAAGAGAAGGCAGUGGCUGUUCCUUUCAGUAGUACACCCGUGCCAAAGGUCUCUGCCAAUAGGGAGCAAAAUCUUGAGAUUGAAAGUGUGAAUCUGCAUAAAGCCAAGGCAUUAACAGCUCCUUGUAGAAAGAAGCGGUGCACUGUGACUUCUAAACAAGAUGUGUUCCAGCAUGCCAUGUCGCAAGAUUUUAUUGAAAAACAGCAAGCUUACUUUAAAGAAAUUGAUAGCUUUGAACUGCCAGUGGAGGAGGUUGAAUCUAUUGAUGAGCUUGAUUAGGUGAAAGAGAUGUAAUAUAAAUGAAGGCAGUUUGAAUGCUUAGUUUGGUUGUAUAGUUCUGUUACUGUAGUUUGCAGAAUGAUGUGACCGCCAGUUCUCUAAUCAAAUGUAGAAUUGAAAGUUGGACAUGAUUCUUGUAAUAGUCUACUUGUAAAAUCUGUGUUGAAAUUAAGAAAUUUUAACAAACACUUGCUGCAGUUAA
Molecule: messenger RNA, 1027 nt
Organism: Prosopis cineraria
Lineage: Eukaryota; Viridiplantae; Streptophyta; Magnoliopsida; Fabales; Fabaceae
Exons: 4
Coding region: 172-825 (217 amino acids)
Source: RefSeq, a predicted model, not a curated record